AAAAUAAAAGAGCUUGUAAAUAUACACUAGGAAAUGCAGAUUUUUUUAAUUAAUGAAAAAUAGUUGGUGCAUAAAUAAUAGCACCAUGGAGGUGUUGGACCUUCCUCAGUGGAGCUUUUGUUCAACCAAAGAUGCAGUGUUUAAAAAACACACACACAGCACACAGUCUCUUUGCCUCCCUCUCUCUCUCUCUCUAGCGACACGUUGAGUUUUUCUCAGUAAAGAAGCAGAAUCGUUGAGAGAGAAAAGAGAGAGGGAGAGAUGUUUGCAGCAGAAAAUGGAUUAAGUGGUGACCCAAGAUUGCAAGGCAUUUAUGAAGCAAUUAGAGUUGUGCCCAACUUUCCAAAACCGGGAAUUAUGUUUCAAGACAUAACAUCACUUGUGUCUAAUCACAGGGUUUUCAAGGACACAAUUGAUAUACUUGUAGACAGAUACAAGAACAUGGGCAUUUCCGUUGUUGCUGGAGUUGAAGCAAGAGGGUUCAUAUUUGCUCCUGCUAUAGCAUUGGAGAUUGGUGCUAAAUUUAUUCCUCUGCGCAAAGCAGGGAAGCUUCCAGGUGCGGUCAUUUCUGAAUCUUAUGAGCUUGAAUAUGGCAAUGAUUGUCUGGAAAUGCAUGUGGGCGCUGUGAAUAUUGGGGAACGAGUGUUGGUUAUUGAUGAUUUAGUAGCCACAGGGGGGACACUGUCUGCAGCCAUAAGGCUUUUAGAACGAGCUGGGGCCGAGGUGGUUGAGUGUGCAUGUAUUAUCGGAUUGCCGGAGGUAGAGGGACGAAACAGGUUGGAUGGAAAACCAGUAUACAUCUUGGUUGAACCUCGUCAGCAGAAUUACGUCGUCUGGUACAUAACUCUCCGUAGCUCUCUGGUUCUUACAUUCUUCAUUUGUUGCAAUGCGUAGAAAAUUGAAAUACAUACUAUUACUUAGGCUUAUUAGCAUAUGCAGAUACAGUCAUGUCAUUUUCUUCUGCUGCAUUUCACUCAAAAAAAGUGUCUUUUGCUGAGUUAUCAUGCCAUCUUAUUGAAGAUUGUGGAUUGGAAAAGGUCACAUACUUCUUUGUGCAAAACAUCACUUUGUUAACCUCAAUAGUCUAUACACAACGCGUGUUAUUAUGCAUAUGUUUGCACGUCAACGCUGAAACCAAACUGCGUUUCUGUGCACCUCUUAGAUCAGAGGCAGACGUAGGUUGUUCCACAAACACACUUUAAGUCGAUGAUUACAUAUGUGAUGAUACACUGCUGCUGGUGUAUGAUUUAGAGCGCGAUGCAUUUGAAGGAGUACGAGGUGUCGUUGCACGGCCUACUAGCUUUUCGGGAUAUCACACCUCCAUUACUACCCCAUCAAUGGAAGAGUUGUGAGAUCUACUUUUGCUUUGUAUUCAAAAAUCUGUAUUUUUAUCUGAGUUUGGUGGAAAACGCUACACAUUUUAGCGCUUUUUGUGUUCUCAUUGUAUAUAAUGAAAACGUGUUGUGUUGAUGAGUAUUUAUUGAUGAAGUGGCUACUCAAGUCCAGAUUGGUCCUUA
Molecule: messenger RNA, 1517 nt
Organism: Salvia miltiorrhiza (redroot sage)
Lineage: Eukaryota; Viridiplantae; Streptophyta; Magnoliopsida; Lamiales; Lamiaceae
Product: adenine phosphoribosyltransferase 5-like
Exons: 6
Coding region: 262-894 (210 amino acids)
Biological process (GO): adenine salvage
Cellular component (GO): cytoplasm; cytosol
Molecular function (GO): adenine phosphoribosyltransferase activity
Source: RefSeq, a predicted model, not a curated record